Hemicordylus capensis (graceful crag lizard) is the source of this 2493-nucleotide messenger RNA. It is a transcript of the gene ARF3, whose product is annotated as ADP ribosylation factor 3. Gene Ontology annotation, cellular component: plasma membrane; cytoplasm. The record is from RefSeq and is a predicted model, not a curated record. The transcript is spliced from 5 exons. Gene Ontology annotation, biological process: intracellular protein transport; vesicle-mediated transport. Gene Ontology annotation, molecular function: GTP binding; GTPase activity. The coding region runs from base 222 to 767 and encodes 181 amino acids. Lineage: Eukaryota; Metazoa; Chordata; Lepidosauria; Squamata; Cordylidae.
CCACCAUUGUGAGGGGGUGGAUUGUUCUCGCGAGAGCGUCGUGUCCCCGGGCCUGCCUGGUUGCUGCUGCCGCUGCUUCCGGCUGGAGGGGGCCGCAGAGUGCAGAGUCAGCUGGGCAGGAGGCGGCGGAGGAGGAGGAGGCGCGCGCGCAGGAGCAGGACUUGUCCUUUGACACUGACCAGACAGAAGAAGCCAAGUCCUGCUCUGUUAAACCUGCCGCCAUGGGGAACAUUUUUGGCAACCUGCUGAAGAGCCUGAUUGGCAAGAAGGAGAUGCGCAUCCUUAUGGUGGGGUUGGAUGCCGCCGGGAAGACCACCAUCCUCUACAAGCUCAAACUGGGAGAGAUUGUCACCACCAUCCCUACUAUUGGGUUCAAUGUGGAGACAGUGGAGUACAAGAACAUCAGCUUCACCGUGUGGGAUGUGGGUGGCCAAGACAAGAUACGGCCGUUGUGGCGGCACUACUUCCAGAACACCCAAGGCCUGAUCUUUGUGGUGGACAGCAAUGAUCGGGAGCGAGUGAACGAAGCACGUGAGGAGCUGAUGCGGAUGCUGGCCGAAGAUGAACUGCGAGACGCUGUACUCCUUGUCUUUGCUAACAAGCAGGACCUCCCCAAUGCCAUGAAUGCGGCAGAAAUCACGGACAAGUUGGGCCUGCACUCGCUGCGCCAUCGCAACUGGUACAUCCAAGCCACCUGCGCCACAAGUGGUGAUGGCCUCUAUGAGGGCUUGGAUUGGCUGGCCAACCAGCUGAAGAACAAGAAAUGAGUGCAGGGGGGUGGUGGGCAAAGCCCCUCACUGUCAGUUCCAUUUUGGGUUGAUCCCCCCCUCUCCCCAGCCCCUUCCCUUCCCACCUUUCUUCCCACUGUUAGGUUUGCUUUUCCUUGCCGGCACCGGUUGCUGUGGGGGUUGGGUUGGGGUUAACUUUUGGUUUUCUCUCUCUUUCUCGGGUUCUGGCUCUGCCGGGAUUUUUUGCACGGUCUCUGUGUGUGCGCGUGCGUGUGUGAUAAAUAUAUAUAUAUAUAGAUAAUAAAAUAUAUGGGCGUGGUGGGAGGGGUUGGGCGCCGAUUCUGUGGCCUUUUCUUCUUCCUUUCAAUUUUUUCUUUUGUUGGUCAGUUUUGUAUUUCUUGGUGGUCUGUGAAACUUGGCUCUCUUUGACAGGAGGUGACCAGUACUCAGUGGCAGCUGCUUCUUGCUUUUGUGUGCUGUUGGCGCAGGUGGGCUGGGUGAGGGAAAGCCAGGUGAUGACUCUGGGAGGUUAGAGUUAGGGGUGUGUGUGUGUGUGUGUGUGUGUGUGUGUGGCCACAAUGUGUGCUGAGAGGCAGAGACUGAUAGAUUUGGUGCUGUGCAAGGAGGGAGCACUCUAGGAUUUGGGUUUGCAGGUUAGCAAAAGGCCCCUUUCCUCCUCCUGGCUUUUGAGGGUAUAUGGGAGGCAGGAGAGGAAGAGCAGCAGUGCCGAAUUCCGUCCUGCAAAGUGUAUAGUCUUUGCGUCCUAUGUUGUGUUGGGUGUUGCCCCCUGCUGGCAACAAUGAGACUGCAGUACUGGAAGUCCUCUUCUUCUUCUUCCCUCCUCCUCCAUUUGCCUUGUGAACCAUCUCAUGGGUGACACAUACAGUUUGUUACUCUGUGCUGCUGAUGAACUGAGUCACUUGCAUUCCAUCCCCUUAGACCAAAUGGCGCUGGAGCCCUCAGUGAUGCAUCAUUCCUGAGCCCCGUGCAUUCCCUUCAGCCUCUUUCUCUUCCCCAAACGUGGACCAGCAUUGAUGCUCAUAAGGCUUGGGCUGCUGCUGCUGCUGCAGUAAUUUGGGACCAACACUGUCAAAAGCUGCCCCUGCAAACCUAACCAGACAUUUUUUUCCCACCCAGCCUGUACCUCCCAGUUGGAAGGUGGGUGGGGAUGUGGGUACAUGCGCACAUGGAGGGGCAUCCCAGCUGCUAAAUGUUUCCAUCAUUACCAACUUGCGAUAGACUCCCCUUGGAAGCUUCACGGGGUGGCUUUCUCAUUGCUGCCUUCUGCGUGGGUGUCACCCCACUGGACAGGUCACACCCUCCUUCCCCUGCUGCCACCCGCUCCUCUGGGCGUAACUCUUGCUCUUGUACGGUUCUCUUUUUUCCAUGCUGGAGGAAGUGGUGGAAUAAUUUGUUUCCCUUUAUAUUUGCGGGGUGGGGGGGAAUGAUUGUAUUAGGGUCAAUCCCAGGUCACUGCAUGUAACUUUCUGGUCACUCCCUGCCUCUGGACAGUGUUGGUACUGUGCUCCCUUCCCCUAUCUUGGCAAAUGCGUAUUUUACUCCUUUUUCUCUUCUUUCUCUCCCCCACCCCCUCCAACCCCAGCUCCCUUUGCUUGGUGUAAAGUGCUUUCCUUUCCCACUCUUUCUGAUUUGUUCAUUCUCUGGGCCAUGGCCCCCUGUACAUGUGAUUUUUUCGGCCCCCUGAACAGUUGGACGCACCACAACCUCUGUGCACCCCCAUUGGAUAUUAAACUUGUUUUAUGUA